GCAGACGCUCAGUGGUGCUCUCAGUGUGCGGAGCGGAGGAGGAGGACCGACGGCACAGUAGCAUGCCUAUGUAGUUAUGCCUCAGCUCCGGGGAUAUAUAUCUCAUUUCGCUCGUUCUCUCUCACCGCGCUCCUUUUUUCUCCUUUUUUCUCCCAUCGAGUUGACUUUUACCUCUCCCCUCUCUCUCGGGGAGGGCUAUACGGAAAGCUAGCUGUGCGUCAUGGUGCGUCUUUGCGCAUUAUUUCUGGAUCUUUAAAAAGAGUUUUUCCCCUCCUUUUGCCUGGACAAAAAUGAAGCGCUUUUCCAGUGUGGAUAAGAAGAGAGGGCGCGUUUGGCAGCCAGUGUCUCUCUCUGAAUAUUUGGCUGCAGCUGCUGGUGAUCUGCAUGAAGCAGCUGAAUAAAUCGGCGCUCUCUAUAAGGAAAACAGGGGUUGCAGUAAACGGCUUUUUCUCCCCCCGAUUUUUCUCUGCCUUUGACAAUGUGCCAAGUCCAUCCAACACACAGGAUCCCGGUGAUUUGCUGUGCUUUUUUUCUUUUCAAGGAGUGAACAUUUGGGAACGGAUUUCGGAUUUUUUGGAUUCAAAGUGAAGGUCAAUGGAGAGAUUUGCGCAACUCCGGUGCGUCACGGUCCCAUUUUAACACCAAAUAACGGUGGUGCGCCUGUUUUCUGCGCGCCCGUGUGUUUGUGUUUGUGUGAGUGUGUGUUUGUGUGUGUGUGAGGGCGCCUCUACCUCCUUCCCCCCCUCUCUCCACUGUGAGAACUCACUCCCUGAUUUUUUUUUUUCUCUCCACCCAAGGCUCGUGCUGCAAAGUUAAAUGCUGGAUCUAUAUUUCAGCGACCAUUUCUGGCUGUAAAAAUGCUGAGCGGCGUCCUCUUGCUAAGCGUCCUCACGGUCACCAGCCUGUCGCCGUCCGAAACGGAGAGCCGCAAAACUUCAGCCUCCAAAGAUAUCUGCAAGACCCGCUGCGCCUGCGAGGAGCGAGAGAAUAUACUGAACAUCAACUGUGAGAAUAAAGGAUUUACCACCGUCAGCCAGUUCCAAGCGCCCCCGAAUAAAAUCUCCCAGCUUUUUCUAAAUGGAAACUUCCUGUCACGGCUCAGCGCCAAUGAGUUUGUCAAUUAUGUUAAUGUCACCUCACUGCAUCUGGGGAAUAACGGCUUGCAGGAGAUCCGAACGGGCGCAUUUAACGGGCUCCGCUUCCUGAAGCGGCUCCACUUGAACAAUAACAACCUGGAGGUGAUAAAAGAGGACACCUUUGCAGGACUGGAGAGUUUGGAGUACUUACAGGCAGACUAUAAUUAUAUCAGCGCAAUAGAGCCGGGUGCUUUCAGUAAGCUGAAUAAACUCAAAGUGUUGAUCCUUAAUGAUAACCUGCUGUUGUCUUUGCCUCCUAAUAUUUUCCGCUUCGUGCUCCUCACCCACUUGGAUUUACGUGGCAACCGGCUCAAGAUGCUGCCGUUUGCUGGGGUUCUGGAGCACAUAGGCGGCAUCAUGGAGAUCCAGCUGGAAGAGAACCCAUGGAACUGCACCUGCGAUCUGAUUCCUCUCAAAUCCUGGUUAGACACUAUCUCUGUCUUUGUGGGGGACAUAGUGUGUGAGACGCCGUUCAGAUUGCACGGCAAAGACAUCACCCAGCUCAUCAAACAGGAUCUGUGCCCGCGCAGGAAUGCUGGUGAGCGUGUUCACCCCCCCUCUGACUCUCAUUUUCAAGGAGCCCUGCCCCCGACCUACCACCCUGGAAUGAUCACCCCCACUCGUGCCCCGAAAGCUUCCCGCCCACCCAAAAUGCGCUACAGGCCCACCCCUCGCAUCACAAAGGACAAACAUGUCUUUGGGCCCAUAAUGGUUUACCAGACGCGUUCCCCCGUGCCCAUGUUGUGUCCCAGUGUGUGCGUGUGCACAUCACAAAACCCUGACAGCGGAUUGAACAUCAAUUGCCAAGAGAGGAAGUUGCAUAACAUCAGUGAGCUGAACCCCAAGCCAUCCUAUCCAAAGAAACUCCACCUGACCGGUAACUACUUGCAAAUAAUUCACAGAACCGAUCUGACUGAGUACAGCUCACUGGAGCUGCUCCAUCUAGGAAAUAACAGGAUAGCAGUGAUUCAGGAGGGUGCUUUUGAGAAUCUAACAAACCUCAGACGGCUCUAUCUUAAUGGGAAUUACAUUGAAUCACUUUCUCAAUCACUUUUCGCUGGUCUGCAGUCACUCCAGUAUCUGUAUUUGGAAUAUAACAUCAUCAAGGACAUUUUACCGCAGACAUUUAAUGCUUUGCACAACCUGCAGCUGCUGUUUCUGAACAACAACCUAUUAAGAUCGCUUCCUGACAAUGUUUUUGGGGGAACCAUGCUAACAAGACUUAACCUGCGGAAUAAUCAUUUCUCCUACCUUCCAGUCAAAGGUGUUCUAGACCAGCUUUCAGCAUUUAUCCAGAUCGACUUGCAGGAGAACCCCUGGGACUGCACCUGUGACAUCGUGGCUCUCAAAAACUGGAUGGAGCUGUCCAGUACCAGCGUGGUGGUUAACGAAAUCACUUGCGAUUCGCCCUCUAAGCAUGCAGGUCGUCUGCUGCGUUCACUUCGCAACGAGGCCAUCUGCCCUGAGCCUAGUGAGGUGCCCCCACCGCAACACGCCCCCCCUACAAAAACACCUACAUUAAUAAGCCCUGGCACUGAAGCCACCACCCCUUCUUCUUCUUCUUCUUCCUCUUCUUCUUCUUUUAGCUCUGUCAGCCCCACUGAGUCCAGGCUCCACACUCCUGAGUUACACCCUGAGGUCCCGCUUUCAGUCCUGAUUCUUGGGCUCCUUGUUGUUUUCAUCCUCUCCGUCUGCUUUGGCGCAGGCCUCUUUGUUUUUGUCCUGAAACGGCGCAAAGGGGUGGAACACGUGCCCACAGGCGCCAACAACUUAGAUCUCAACUCUUUCCAAGUGCAAUAUGGUUCCUACACUCCUGAACCAACCCAAGACAAAACUUCUGAAAGUCACGUGUACAACUACAUCCCCCCACCUGUGGGCUCCAUGUGCCAAAAUCCAAUUUACAUGCAGAAGGAUGGAGAGCAGGUGGCUUAUUACCGCAACCUGAAGGAGCUCAGCUUUGGGCCUCUGGAUACUAAGAAGGAUGACGUCCUCACCCGCAGCCCAGGGGCCUACACUAUCAGCACAGUGGAUUUUAUGGAUAAAUCACCAACAUCAUGUGGUUUGACCACCCCAGAGCCCCCUGAGAUGCUGUAUCAAAACUUAGGGGAGAGGCCCAACAAAGAGCUUCCCGCAGCUGCUCCUUUCAAUUACAACUUUUGCACUUUACCUAAGAGACCUUGCAUCGUGCCCCCCUACGAGGCUGCUACAGCCCGAAGGCAUUUCACCAACCAGGACAGGUUGAACAAAACUGUGCUGUAUGGGACCCCCAGGAAAUACUACGGGGCCGAACACCCUUCCAGAAACAAUGAGCAUCCACUCCUGCUCCCUGGGAAGCUAAAAACAGAACCAGACUACCUGGAGGUUCUGGAGAAACAGACUGCGAUGAGCCAACUGUAAAAUAGUGACAAUGUCCCCCCCCCAGGUUCUGUGCAGCAUUCAUAAUAAUCACGCAGUUACUGUAAUAAUAGCCCUCUCUAUAUAUCUAUCUUAUCUAUCUUAUGUGUUCAAUCCUACAUGAUUGACUGGAAGCGAACCGAAGCCUUUGAUGAUCUUUUUUCUCUCUUCCUUUUCUUCUCUUUUUUUCUUUUCUCAAGAUGUAUAAAAGGAAUAUAAGAAGUAUAUUAUUAUGCAGUUCUAUUUUUUCUCCUGGAAGGUAUAAAUUAUUUCUUCUUUUUGAAAAAUGAAAUUCUAAAAGACUUUGAUGACGGCAGGUAUAUAAUGGGCAGGACUGUGUAGAAAUACGGCUUUGUGCUUUUCAUAAAACUGUAUUUUAUUUUCCCUGUGAAAAACAGAAAAAGUAUGAAACAAUUAUUCUUUGUAGAAGAGGAAAUGCUACAGAUUGACAUUCCUGUACAUACUUGGCACACACAGAUAAAUGGUGAGUGUUUAACCAUAAAAGAAAACCUUUUCAAAAUCCAACAAGCGGCAAAAUCUUACUAUAUUACUCCAGAAAGUGCCUUUGCACUCAACUAUUUUAUCAACAAUGCUCUCUGCAAAAUGGAAAUAUUCCUUUUUUCUGAAAGUGCUGUAUUUUAAAGAAUCAAAUCUUUAUGUAAAAUAGAAGUCUUAUUUGUCCGUUUAAAAGGGAAAAAAAGAAAAAAAAUGAACUUGAGACUGAGUGUGAAAUGAUAUAUGAGUUCUUGACAGGGAGAAUCAUGUUAUUUUGCUUUCGAUAUGAAGUGUCUUUGGAGAUGUACAACAUUGUAUGGCUAUAGGGGAGCAAUACAGCGCGGCAAAAUUGCGCCAUUAAAUUUUCACUGAAGCACUUUGUCAAGA
Molecule: messenger RNA, 4412 nt
Organism: Lates calcarifer (barramundi perch)
Lineage: Eukaryota; Metazoa; Chordata; Actinopteri; Centropomidae
Gene: slitrk2
Product: SLIT and NTRK-like family, member 2
Exons: 1
Coding region: 858-3533 (891 amino acids)
Biological process (GO): axonogenesis; positive regulation of synapse assembly; regulation of presynapse assembly
Cellular component (GO): membrane; glutamatergic synapse
Molecular function (GO): protein binding
Source: RefSeq, a predicted model, not a curated record